AUGUGGUUAGUAAGACAACAACAGUAUUUUAUGUAUGUAUGGGAUCGAUCUAUCAGUCUAAAUUUGACAUUUCUGAACCACACAGGAAGACGUAAGAGUUGUGACACAUCGAGUGAAAUGCCAAGGGUACAAUGUCGAGAACGUUAUCAGUUGCCUGUGAAAUUUGAUUUCCGUGUCUGGUUUCCCAUGCAUAUGUCUGUACAGUUGAAACGUAUGAUUGGUAAAUUGAGAACAGUUGAUCUUAUCAUUGAAGUACAUGAUGCUCGAGUGCCAAUCACUGGACGUAAUCCUCAGUUUUAUUCGUCUUUAUAUGCCGUAAGACCACAUAUUCUUGUAAUGAAUAAAAUGGAUCUUAUUAAUGAGAAUUUAAGAAAACCAAUCGAAGAUUAUUAUCGUGAUAACGGUAUAACGAAUUUAGUAUGGACAAACUGUAAAAAACGUCUCAAGAAACCACUCGUAGACUUACAAAAUAUGAUGUUACGAUGUCUUCGUGAAGAACCACGUUUCAAUCGAACCGUAAAGACAGAAUACCAGGUUAUGAUAGUAGGCAUUCCUAAUGUUGGCAAAUCGUCACUGAUUAACUCACUACGACUAACCAAUCUUGGGAAUAAUCAGAAGGCUGUUGAGGAAGGUAGUAGACCAGGAGUAACAGUACGUGUUCAAAAUCGUGUACGAAUUUUUGAUCAACCACCAAUAUAUAUAGUGGACACACCGGGAGUAUUGAAUCCAUUAGCACGAGAUGCAGAUGGUGCAAUGAAAUUGGCAUUGUGCAAUCUAAUCUUGGAAAGUGCUACACAAAUUCACUAUGUUGCUGACUAUCUGCUGUACUGGUUAAACAAGACAGGCGAUUAUUCUUAUGUCGAAAUUUUCAAUCUAAAAGAUGGACCAUCGGAUAACAUACAGAAAGUGUUGUUGGAUAUUUGUCAGUCUAAUGAUAUUCGUUUUCAAAGCUAUAUUGCUGGACAACGAGUCGAACGGUGGGAUAUUGAUAGAGGAGCUAAAUCGUUCACUGAUAUGUUUCGCAACAACAAACUACGUAAUCACUGUUUAGAUAUUGAUCUUUUACAGGAUUAUACGAAUAAAGAUGAAUAA
Messenger RNA from Brugia malayi, 1092 nucleotides. RefSeq lists its product as uncharacterized. NCBI's taxonomy places the organism in Eukaryota, Metazoa, Nematoda, Chromadorea, Rhabditida, Onchocercidae. The transcript is spliced from 7 exons. Bases 1 to 1092 code for a protein of 363 amino acids. Gene Ontology annotation, molecular function: GTPase activity; GTP binding. The record is from RefSeq and is a predicted model, not a curated record. Gene Ontology annotation, cellular component: mitochondrion.